AUGCUGGUUGUUCCCGCUCUGGUUGGUCGUUUCCGCUCGUACCAGCCGAUGUCCAUGUCUCUUUUGAGAACCUGCAAGCAAAUCCACAACGAAGCCACUGGACUGCUCUACUGCGGCACCACAUUUUCCAUCGAGCCCUCCUCCGUGGAAAGUGCAGAGGUUCACCUCAACAAACUCACAACCAACGAAGGCAUGCAAAGAGUGAAGAGAGUCGUGAUUAGGGCGUGGACGACCUAUGACCACGAAAGGGAAAAGCAUGUUUUCGACCGGAAAAUCUUGAAGGGCAUGAUCGCCAACCUAGGCAAAUUGCGGUCGUUCGCUGGCAAGUUCGAGCAGUUGACUUGGGAGCUCCAAGUUCAGGACGGAAUUGAGCUCAAGAUUGACGUUUUCGACUACGAAAGUUCGCUGGCCAAGACUAUCGCCGGCGCCCGGAAAACAAUUGCGAAAACGGCUGCUGACGGCGACAAGAAGUGGGCUGCAUGCGAGGAAAAGUUCCUGAGUGAACUGGGUCUCGACGCCGCUUGA
Messenger RNA from Cercospora beticola, 525 nucleotides. RefSeq lists its product as uncharacterized. The record is from RefSeq and is a predicted model, not a curated record. Lineage: Eukaryota; Fungi; Ascomycota; Dothideomycetes; Mycosphaerellales; Mycosphaerellaceae.